Molecule: messenger RNA, 1782 nt
Organism: Trichoderma breve
Lineage: Eukaryota; Fungi; Ascomycota; Sordariomycetes; Hypocreales; Hypocreaceae
Product: heterokaryon incompatibility protein (HET) domain-containing protein
Exons: 2
Coding region: 1-1782 (593 amino acids)
Source: RefSeq, a predicted model, not a curated record
AUGGCUCGAAGUGUCUACGAAGAUCUGCCCCUCACUUCGCCAAGGUCGAUUCGCAUCCUCAAACUCGACGCUGUGUCUGCGCCUACAUAUCCAGGACAGGAAGUCGAGAUCCAGCUCAGCCUUCGCGUUGUAAAUCUAGAUGAUAACCCAUGUUACAAUGCACUUUCCUAUACGUGGGGCGCUCCGAGCCGUGAAGCUGCAGCAAGAGGAAUGGAUAGCACUCCGAUGUGUCGUGUUAACUGCAAUGGAGAGUCGAUUCUGGUAACGCAGAACCUCUUUGACUGUCUGCAGCAGCUCACUCAUGGCAGCAGAAGCAAUGACAUGGAGUUCUGGAUAGAUGCUAUCUGUAUUCACCAGGGCAGUGAAGAGCAAAACCGGCAAGUAAAUUUGAUGGCGGACAUAUACCGGCAGGCGAAGAAAGUGACUAUUUGGCUGGGCAAGGCAGACGAACAUACCGACCCAGCAUGCGUCUUCAUAGAGAAGUUUGCGAGAUCCCACAGGACUAGUGGAACGGACCAUCAAGCCAUGGUCGACGAGCUCAAGCAACAUGCCCAAUUAUCAGCCUUGGCAUCGUUCUUUAACAGAACUUGGUUUACACGAGUAUGGGUGGUGCAAGAGGUUGUCCUUUCUCAGGCAGCCACCGUGAUAUGCGGUUCCUGCGUGUUCAGUUGGGAUGACAUUACAGAAGUGUCUCAUUAUCUGGCCACAACCGUUUCCAAGCAAGAAUUCCAUGCUGCUGGCCUUGAUCUGCAGGAGUUGCCAUACAAGAAUCCCGCUAAAAUGGCCGCCGUGAGGAGAGAUCUCGUUAAAUUGGCCGUGGUGGGAAAACAUCUCGAAAGAGACAGAGACAGCACAAUACUAUUGCAUAGCCUCAUCAGGUUUCGGAACUGGGAUUCUUUCAGAGGGCAUGACAAGGUCUACGCUCUUCUCGGGAUCCACAAGGCUGCCUUGGGACUGGAGGACGCCGAGCCUGAUUCUCCCUUGUAUCCACGGUACGAGCAAGAUAUGUGCAAGGCAUACAUUGGCAUCGCAAAGUAUAUUCUAGAGAAUACUUCUGAUCUCUUGCUCCUUGCACAUGUCGAGGGUGAAGACUUCCAGAGCAUCCCUUCGUUGCCUAGCUGGGUUCCAGAUUGGAGCGUAAAGGGCACUUUAGGCCUUGGAAUCACCGGCUAUGAGCGCUUCUGUGCUGCCGCUGGCACAGAAGCUUAUGUGAAGCCGAAAAUUUCGAAUGAUCUUCUGACAUUGAGGGCAGCCAAACUCGACACUGUCAGCAAGAUAGGGGAGACGAAAGAAGAGGUGGACAGAGGCACGCCAUUCGUCCAAUGGCUAGACAUCCUCAAUGAGACCGAAGAGCUCUACCAUAAUACUAAAGAACAGCGGCAGGACGUCUUUUGGAGGUGCCUAAUUACAAAUACGGACAAGAACGGCAAAUUCCCUUCAUCUGAUUUAAGAGAGGAGUUUUCGAGCUGGAUUCGUGGCCGCACGGAAACACGAGACUCUGAGUGGAUAGAAGGCGCUCGCAAUUUUCACAGUUCUUAUUCUCAUUCACUGCAUCUGCGCUUGUUUAGCACGGCAGAGGGCUUAAUGGGGGUUGGAUCGCAAUCGAUGAAAGCGGGAGACUCUGUGUGGAUUGUUCCCGGCUCGAGGGUCCCCCUCCUGUUACGCCCGUCACCCUACAACGAAGGGCGAUGGAAGCUUGUAGGCGGCGCGUAUGUUCACGGAUUUAUGCAAGGAGAGGCAUCAGGGCGAGGCCUAUCAUUUGAGACUAUCUGCAUAGAAUGA